Pomacea canaliculata is the source of this 2350-nucleotide messenger RNA. RefSeq names its product urease accessory protein D-like. NCBI's taxonomy places the organism in Eukaryota, Metazoa, Mollusca, Gastropoda, Architaenioglossa, Ampullariidae. Gene Ontology annotation, molecular function: nickel cation binding. The record is from RefSeq and is a predicted model, not a curated record. The coding region runs from base 419 to 1321 and encodes 300 amino acids. The transcript is spliced from 9 exons.
UCACCUUAUGUUUUCCACAUUUGCAGCUUACUAGUCCUUGGCGUUGUGCACAUUACUUUUCUGAUAUCUGCGCAUUUGUGGUAAUAACAAGCAGACUUGAAACACGCAUUGCCCGAGUUUUUAACUCUUCCAAACAAAAAUAAAAAUUAUUGCCGAAGCACUUCGUCUGAAGACUUCUCGCUCGCAUGUUCCAUGUUCAGAAUAAUAUUGCAGCAUCCAUAGAGACAGUAUUAACAUGUCUGUGGAGGCAACAGGUGUCGACUGCCUUGAAACUGCUGGGAGUCUGCUGGUUCUGCUCGCGUUGUAUCAAAUGUGACAGCAGAUGGUGGGCAGAGCUUUGGAACGAUUUCAGUAAAAGCUGAGUAUACUUACAGCAGUAACUACGGUAGACAAAAGCAACUCCACAGGAACAUCACACAUGAUGUUCCAAGGAGUACAAUCAAAUCAGGGAAAAGGAAAGAUUGUGCUUGAAGUUACUUGUCCUGGCCUGACACAGCAUGAAGGUGAUUUCAAGAGGAGUGAAGUUGUAUCUUUACAAUGCUCAUAUCCACUGAAGAUCCUAGCACCAGAGCAUGCAGGGCUGUCUGUAUGUCGAUGGAUCUAUCCUGUGAACUUUGGAGGUGGUCUUGUUGGAGGAGACCAUAUUGAUAUCACAGUUUCUUUAGGAGACAACUGUGCUGCCCUUGUUACAACUCAGGAGUCUACAAAAGUAUACCACUGCAGAGAUGCACAGGAAACGCAGCAGAAUAUGGAGUACUUUCUGCAUGGUACAACUUUUCUGGCUAUUCUUGGGGAUCCAGUUGUUUGCUUCGCUGAUGCACAGUUUUGUCAAACUCAGAAAGUGUAUAUGUCUGAGGACAGCAACAUUGUUCUGCUGGAUUGGUUGACAGCUGGCAGAGUAGCCCUAGAAGAGAUCUGGAAUUUCAAAAGCUAUCAAAGUUUAGUUGAAGUAUAUAUAGACAAGCAUCUGGUUUUCAAAGACAAUCAAAGGCUGUCUGAUGGUCCUUACUUCACACUCAGAGAGGCUAUGGGUAGUUUUCAGGUGCUUGGCAUGUGCGUGGUCCUUGGAGACAGAAUGCAUAAUCUUGUAGAUCAUGUGAAGCAACUUUAUGGUACUCCACAUUCCAUUGGUAAACCUUUAUCAAAAGACCUCAUCUGCAGUUACAGCCCUCUCACUCUUGAGUGCAACAAUAAAGUCAUAAAUGGCUGCUAUAUCAGAUUUGUUGCCACAUCUACUACUUUGGCUUACAGUGUUGUUCAACAAGUAACAUCUUGUCUUGUGGAGAUACUGGGUGGUGAUCCCUUCAGAAAGAAAUACUGACUUCCAGUCUCUAUGGCAGAACUGCAUGAAAAUGGAAAUUAGCAUUUUUGGAUUCAAACCCUAAAAUUUUGGAGGAACAGACAUAUGCCAAAAGAAGGAAAAUGUAUAAGAUACUGUAGUUUCCUGGUCUUGCAAAGCACCAUGAAGCAAAUGAUGUUUCUUGGACCUCCAUCAGUCAUGGUUUGGAUCUAUUUCUUGACAAUCCAUGAAACGAUACUUGUAACCUAUUUCAAUAUUUUUCCUGCCAAGUUUUUUUUUUAAUAAUCAGUAGUUUCAUAGCUCGCAUAAAUAAUUAUAAAAAGAAAAAAGAGAAUUUUAUCUUGUUAGUUUGACAAUGAUCAGUAUGAGUAACUUAAUUUUUUACCCUACAGUGCUUUCCUAACACUUUAUUUAUUUGUGCACUUUAUGUCCUUGGCUAUUGGCAUUCUACAGAAAGAAAUUAUUUUUUAUAUAUAUAUAUUUUAAAUCUAUUUCAGCUUAGAUUUACCCUUUUCAUGGAAACUAGUUCCUAUCACUACUGUAGUCUUAGGCAAAACGUAAAAUACUUGGGCAUGGUACAAUAUUUUCCUGCCUUGUAAGACCGAUUUAGCAUAAGGGAUGACAUUAUCAAAGAAACAAAAUUUAAGUAUUUGUCAAGAUUUGCUAAAGUUCUACAGAUUAUUGGUCAAGGGUAAGAGCUGGUUAAACUCCCACCUUGCAUCAUUGUUACAUCACAAAAGUAUGGUGUCACCAAGGUCCUGGACAUGUAAUGUCCCAUGCUUGUUUUCUCAUACCACAGAAUGCAGUCCCGACUGGUGUGUUUGGGAGGGAUAUUGUAAUUUUUCACAUACAUGCACUAAAAAAAUGCCUUUUAAACCAUCAAACAGAAGAAAAAAAAAUUUAGCUGAUCUUCAUUUAUAUAUAUAUCUAUAACAACAAAGAGACAAUGGUGUCAAAGAAAUUCAAUGUCAAAAUUUAAACAGAAAUCAAAUUCAUAAUAAAAAUCAAAAUAGGAAAUUGAGCACAAUUACGCUUUAAUAUUGAAUGCAA